Molecule: messenger RNA, 3209 nt
Organism: Malania oleifera
Lineage: Eukaryota; Viridiplantae; Streptophyta; Magnoliopsida; Santalales; Ximeniaceae
Product: pentatricopeptide repeat-containing protein At3g09040, mitochondrial-like
Exons: 3
Coding region: 85-2478 (797 amino acids)
Biological process (GO): RNA modification
Molecular function (GO): protein binding; RNA binding
Source: RefSeq, a predicted model, not a curated record
AAAAAGGCUUCCGGUAGACUAGCCCAACAAUUUUGAUGCUAAACGUAUCUAUUCGCAAACGUAUCUUCCGGUAGGCUUCCGGUAAUGAAUAGCGUGGUUUUUCUUCCGUUGAAACGUUUCAUGCUCUUCGCAAACAAAUCUUUUAUCUUCUCCGAACGCCAACACGAGUUCUACAAUUACAAAUUAUGUUCUCCGUACACCAUUCUCUCUCUGGUUAAUGACUCAAUUGCCCUCUCUGCUGCUCUAUCCCUCUCUGCAAAUUCGAAAUCAUAUAUUCUGGGAACCCAAAUCCAUGCCCAAGUCAUUAAGUUGGGAUUUUCCAAAUGCAUUUUAACACAAAAUAAUUUGAUUAAUAUGUACAUGAAAUACAGAAUUUUAGGCAAUGGGCUUAAGGUGUUCGAUGAAAUGUUUGAAAGAAAUCUUGUUUCUUGGACUUUGUUGAUAAACGGCGCUAUUCAGAUUGGUGAAUUUGAAUUUGGUUUGAAGGUGUAUGUGGAUAUGACAAGAGCUGGAUUGAAGCCUAACCAGUUUGCUCUUGGCAGUGUUACCAAGGCAUGCAUUGCUAUGAGUGCUAAGGAAUUUGGUUUGAGCAUUCACUGUGUGGCUUUAAAAAUUGGAAUGGAGAAGAAUCAGUUUGUGGGUAGUUCAAUUUUGCAUAUGUAUGCUAAGUCUGGGAAUAUUGAAGCAGCUGAAUGGGUAUUUGGGCAUGUGGACAACCUUGAUAUAGGUUGUUGGAAUGCUAUGGUUGGAGGAUAUGCCGAAUGUGGUCUUGGCUUUGAAGCCGUUAAGGUUGUUUCUUUCAUAAGAUCAAUAGGAGUAACCAUGGACAACUUCACUUUCAUUAAUGCCCUUAAGGGGUGUUUAGUUCUGGAUAAUUUGGACUUUGGAAGAGAGAUUCAUGGCUUGAUGAUUAGGAGUGAUGUUGAAUUAAGUGUUUCUGUAAUGAAUUCUUUGAUGAAUAUGUAUUUUAAAAAUGGUGGAAAGGACUCUGCUCUGAAGGUUUUCAAUCUAAUGCAGGGUAAAGAUAUUACAUCAUGGAAUAUUUUAUUUUCAAGCUUCUCUCAAGAGCAUGAUUCAAGUAAAGUAGCAAGCUUGUUUUGUAGGUUGUUAUUAACACGUUUGAGGCCCAAUCAUAUCACUUUCUCAACCUUGUUUAGACUUUGUGGAGAGGCACUUGAUCUUGAUCUUGGGCUUCAGUUUUAUUGUCUUGCUUUGCAACUUGGAUUCUCUGAUGAAGCCAAUGUUGUGAGCUCAAUCAUCAAUAUGUUGACUAGAUGUGAGGAAGUGAAGAUGGCACGGGUAGUGUUUGACAAUGCUUUCAAAAAUGUAAUUACCUGGAAUGAAAUGAUUUUGGGGUACAGUUCAAAUUGUUGCCACAUGGAAGCAUUGAAGCUUUUUCACAAUUUAUGGGAGUUGGAAGUUGAGGCAGAUGAAACUACCUUCUCCAUCAUUUUGAGAGAUUGUUCCAUGUCUGAAAACCAACUUGCGAGCAGACAAAUUCAUGGAAUUAUAGUUAAGACAGGCUUUGCUAACAAUAAAUUUGUGUGUAGUUCAUUAAUUAAAGGUUAUAUCAGAUUUGGACUGCUAGAUGAUUCAUUUGAAUUUUUGAUUGGGCUUGAAAGAUUAGACUCGUCAUCUUGGGGAACCAUGUUCUCUGAAUUGGUGCGUCAGGGCUGUAACGAUGAAACAAUUAAGCUUAUGAACUAUUUAAUAGAAGUUGGUGAAAAGCUUGAUGAGUUUAUUCUGGGCAGUAUUUUAAAUGGUUGUGCUGCUUCAGCAGUUUAUCAUCGAACUAAGACUGUACAUUCCUUUGUGAUCAAACUGGGGUUUGAGAUGCACUCAUUUGUUGCUAGUGCGGUUAUAGAUGCCUAUGCAAAGUGUGGGGACAUUGAUGGUGCAAGAAUGGUUUUUGAACAGCUAUCCAAAUCUGAAGAUGUGGUCCUUUUAAAUACUAUGAUCAUGGCUUAUGCACAUCAUGGUCUUAUAAUUGAAGCUAUGGAAAUCUUUGAUAAAAUAAAGUCAUCUAAUUUGCAGCCCAGCCAAGCCACUUUUGUGUCAGUCAUGUCGGCUUGUAAUAAUUCGGGUCAUGUUGAUGAAGGUCGUAAUAUCUUCAAAUCAAUAAGCUUGAAUUAUGGAAUGCAGCCAUCUCCAGAUAAUUAUGGUUGUUUAGUUGAUAUGUUGUCCAGAAAUGGAUUCCUCGAAGAUGCUAAACGUAUAAUCCUAGACAUGCCCUUUUCUCCUUGGCCUGCUAUUUGGAGAUCCUUGCUCAAUGGUUGUAGGAUACAUGGGAAUCAAGAGUUGGGAGAAUGGACUGCAGAUAAGUUAGUUCAGUUAGCUCCCAAAAGUGAUUCAGCUUAUGUUUUAUUGUCAAAGAUUUAUUCUGAAGAUGGUAGCUGGGAAAAUGCUGCUAAGGUCUGGAAGGGAAUGGUAGAAAGAGGAUUUCAGAAAGAUCCAGGUUAUAGUUCGAUUGAGAUAUAGAAAAAGAUUCAUAACCUUGCAAUAAAGAAGCUCUCAUCGAGUUUGAGGAGAGUGUUUGAAAGCUGAUGGUUCUGAUUCCUCUGAAUUAGGAGUGCCUGUAUGGCAAUUCAUUUGCAUGCUUUGAAAGAAAUGGUUCGUUGUUGAAGCAUGAAGCCAAGGCCCCCUUUUGGUGUAUAGGAAAACAAGAUAUUGAAUAUUAUCAGAAAGUUGGCUUAUGGUUUUAAUGCUAUGCAAGAAAAGCAAUCUCCCUAUGGUCCAUGCCUGGGAUGAGUUGGAUAGAGUUCUCAAAUCUGACAUAUUUGCGUGAAGGGACCACCCAUACAAUCAAACCUGCACCAAAUUGCACCUGAUGGCCUGAAACUUUUAAUAUUGCACAGCAUGGUAGAUAUUUUGAAUAUAAUAUUGCCAUGCUACCUGCCAAAGAAUCUGAGAAGGGUGUCGGACAAGCCGCUUGAGGUGAAAAAUUGUGACUUUUGUAGAAGGGUAGUCCCCAAAUGCUGCGAGGAGCAUGGAGAUUGAGAAGGGUGUAUGAGGAGAAAGUUGGUGCGCUCAACCCUCUAGCGGACCGUAGCUCUUCUUGUAAUCUUGUUCUUGAAAGCUCGCCACCCUGAUUGGCUUUUUCUUUCGAAAAUUAAAAGGCACUCUUGAGAUUUCUAAUUCUGACACUUCCCUCUUUAAAUUUUGAACAAGUACCAACAAGUUUUUUUAAUAUUACAAUAUAUUGAAAACAA